GGCUCAAUUCUGGGUCCUCUGCUUUUCUUGCUCAUGAUCAAUGACAUAGCUCUUUCUAGGGACAGAAUGGUGGUGUGUUAUGCGGAUGACACCUCCCUCCUGGAUGUUGGCAGGAGUCUGGAUGAUGUGAGCACACUAAUGCGGGCGUCCAUGGAGAUGGCGGCUGACUGGUUCUCUGCAAACAGGUUUCUCCUAAAUGCAGAAAAGACACAGACGAUUGUUUUCAGCCUCAAGAAUGGUAAGCAGCAUGAUUGUCCUCCAGUAAAGCUCCUGGGUUUUAUGUUGGAUAGGAGACUUUCCUGGGAGGAGCAUAUUCAAGGUGUCUGUUGCAGGCUGAGCAGGAUCCUGUUCCUACUGAAGGGUCUGAAGAGAUCUGCUGUGAAUGCAUUUGGUGACCUGGAGGUCCAGCCUGUCAGGGGAGACUCCCAUGAGUACGGCACUCGUAACAGAUUAAGGCUGGAUCUCCCAUACUGCAGGUUGGGGAGGACACAAUCCAGUUUGGUCUACCUGCCGGGAAAGAUGAUAAAUAAGCUGCCCAUUUCAGUGAGGAGUCUACCUGUGGCUGCCCUAAAGCGAAGGUUGAAGCACUUCCUGCAGGAGAAUCAUUUCUACUCACUUAACGAAUUCUUUGAAUGUGACAGUGCACUGGUGAGUGGAUAUUUUUGACUUUUUUGGCGCUGUGAUGUCCGCUGCUGGUUAUUUUUGCCUUUUUUGGCUUUUAUGUUUUCUCCUGACUUGUCUCUUGUGAGCAUGCCCUGCAUGGUCACUUUAUGGACAGAAAGUUUAUUAUUAUUAUUGCAGUUUUUUAUAUUUAUUGGUACAAACUUAAUAGGUACACUGAUGAGCUCAUUCAGGAUGCAGUUUACAAUCUUUAGAGCGAUGUAUACCAGCUGCUUACAAAUAACCAUUAAAUUUGAAUCAUAAGUAACAUAUCUAUGUAGAUUGUAUCUUGUUCUAUGAGUUACAUUGAUUCUUGAAAAUGAACAUCUAUGUUUAUUAAAAUAUUUAAAUAUGCUAAGCACAUAGAGUUGAUGGAUUGACAUGACUCUCAAUUCACUAAAUGCAAUUAUUGAAGGGAACAAUAUGGGCUUAUUUAAUAUGGUUUUUAUGAUCAUUUUCUGUAUAAUGAAUAGUGGUAACAAAAGAGUGUCAUAAGUACCUCCCCAAACCGCCAAGCCAUAAUUUAAAUAGAGAUUGUACAAUUGCAAAAUAGAGCAUUCUCAACUUUGAUAAAUCAAGUAUCGACCUCAACUUAUA
Nilaparvata lugens (brown planthopper) is the source of this 1257-nucleotide messenger RNA. RefSeq lists its product as uncharacterized. The record is from RefSeq and is a predicted model, not a curated record. The transcript is spliced from 2 exons. The coding region runs from base 34 to 666 and encodes 210 amino acids. Lineage: Eukaryota; Metazoa; Arthropoda; Insecta; Hemiptera; Delphacidae.